Messenger RNA from Sphaeroforma arctica JP610, 321 nucleotides. RefSeq lists its product as hypothetical. Gene Ontology annotation, molecular function: transmembrane receptor protein tyrosine kinase activity; ATP binding. The record is from RefSeq and is a predicted model, not a curated record. Gene Ontology annotation, biological process: cell surface receptor protein tyrosine kinase signaling pathway; multicellular organism development; regulation of TOR signaling. The coding region runs from base 1 to 321 and encodes 106 amino acids. Lineage: Eukaryota; Ichthyosporea; Ichthyophonida. The transcript is spliced from 2 exons. Gene Ontology annotation, cellular component: signaling receptor complex.
AUGCGUGAUUUAAGGCAUUCGAACAUCGUGCGAAUCAUCGGUGUCAGCGGUGUGGACGAAUCAGAACGCGCAGAGAUAUGUAUACUCAUGGAGUUCUUGCCCGAAGGGGAUCUGUGUCACUACCUACGGAAGAACACCCAGAUAUCUGAGGCUGAGAGGCUGUCCUUCUGUUACCAGAUUGCAGACGCAUGUGCGUACAUUGCCAAUCACGGGCUAGUCCAUCGUGAUUUAGCUGCGCGCAACUGUCUCUUGGGCUCUACGGGGCCACACGGAUACCCCGUGUGCAAGGUGAGAUCAUUGCAUAUGGUAGAGGAUGUCUAG